AUGGCAUUUGUCAUUAAGCCCUGUUUCCCGGAAGAUGCUCCGGGUCUUGCAGCGACCAUGAUGGGUGCUCGGCUCACCGAUCUUCACUGGAGGUGUCUCUGGGAUGACCCAUCUGUCGGACGUAUUAUUCCUGGGGCCAUCGAGCGCCUUCCUUGGAAUUUGGUGACCGGCACAGAAACCAAACGGCAUCAGAAAGUUAUCGAUGUCGAGACCGGUCAAGUAGUGGGGUAUGCGCGAUGGUGUCUCCCUCCAAUUUUGGCAAAGAAGGGCGAUGUUUGGCUGGAGGCACAGGUAGCCGAAGGGACUUCCGCCGACCGUGCAGUGUAUGAGAAACGGUACCAAGAGAACACCCGAAAUGGACAGCCUAUAGGCUUAAAAGGCGGGGAGAUGAUGCGUUAUCGCAGUGCGCCUCUCGAAGAAGCGGAUGCUCGAAUUGUGUCAGAUGGACCAUUUCUGACUCUUGAUUAUUUGACGACAGACCCUUCUUUCUGGCGCCGAGGCAUCGGGAGAAUGCUCGUGCAAAGUGGACUGCAAAUCGCAGAUCAACAAGGAAUAAAGACCUAUGUGAUGUCGGAACCGGCUGCACUGAAGCUAUAUCUCAGCCUUGACUUUCAACUGGUAGAUACGGUAUCGGUGGACUACUCCCACUAUGGCGGAACAGAGCCCAUGGUGGAGUAUUUCCUUGUUCGGGAGCCAUCUCAGGUAGAGUCCGUAGUUGCGUGA
Messenger RNA from Penicillium samsonianum, 723 nucleotides. Its product is annotated as GNAT family N-acetyltransferase. The coding region runs from base 1 to 723 and encodes 240 amino acids. The transcript has 2 exons. Gene Ontology annotation, molecular function: acyltransferase activity, transferring groups other than amino-acyl groups. The record is from RefSeq and is a predicted model, not a curated record. NCBI's taxonomy places the organism in Eukaryota, Fungi, Ascomycota, Eurotiomycetes, Eurotiales, Aspergillaceae.